UGCUGGCUGCACGCUGCAGGCAACCAGCUGCAAACAGUGGAUCAACGGAGUACUGCAGUGAGCGGAGCCGGAGGAGCCGAGGAGCGCCAGAGCCGCUCGGUAUUCCUCACUCAAGGACCCGCUUGAUGGAUCUACUCCAAGGUGGCAAUUGAAUAUGAAAGAAAGAUUUUGUGUCUUGCAGAGCAGUCAUUCGGAGGAUAAUGACAACCCGUGGGCUUGACUUCAGAUGCGUUUGAAACAUCACUAGAAAUCGAGUGAGAGGAGACAAAAACAAAUAGAGUGGAAGAAAGAGAGCAACCCAGUGAAGACCUCCGGCAGACGGCUGAUUGUGGAGCUAUUAUCUCAGGGACGUGUUUUCUGUUUGAGGAUGGAACAAGGGGAAUUUGUCCUUGACUGGGGGAUUACCAGGAGGUGGAGGAAAAACAUAUAAUUUUUUUUUUCUGGAAAAUAAACAGUGUAGAUCAGUGCUUUUAAAAGCACACUGCAAGACACCACUACAAUGGCUGGUGAAUUCAAAGACUGACACAAAGAGGAGCUCCAUUCAUGGCCUACAGAUGAACUGGGACCCCACCACAUGUGCAGUUCAGGGUACAGAUACAGUGUGUGUCCACCUUCUGGAUUUCUUGCUUUUACCUCCACCGCUGACACUAAACAUGAACUAAAUUGCUUCUAAGUAACAAUUCCUACAUGCCUUCUGGGUUAUCUAGUGGUUGUCUUGGUGAUGGGAACGUCAUCAGUCUGAGCCACUGUGGAGAGAUGUCUAACACUAAAAUGCAAGCACCUGUUGGAAGAGGAUGUAUGAAAGACUUUUUUUCAAAAACCACAACAGUCUACUGCAGACAAAGCGUUCCUGUCUGUUUUUCUUUCCUCUUUAUCCCCAUCUUCCUACUCCUCUUCUCCCUGGUUACACCUGCUCUGUCCAUUCACAUGGAGUCCAUAGAGAGCCACAGCGAGUUUAGCUGUGAGCCCAUCAGACUGAGAAUGUGCCAGGAUCUGCCUUACAACACCACCUUCAUGCCCAAUCUACUGAAUCACUACGACCAGCAAACAGCUGCACUAGCCAUGGAGCCUUUCCAUCCCAUGGUAAAUCUGGUGUGCAGCACUGACCUGAGGAUGUUCCUGUGCGCCCUGUACGCUCCGGUGUGCACUGUGUACGGCCAGGUGUCCAUGCCAUGUCGAUCCCUCUGCCAGCGGGCCAAGGAUGAGUGCCACAAACUGAUGGAGAUAUUUGGCGUAGCCUGGCCAGAUGACAUGGAUUGUAGCAGGUUUCCAGAUUGUGACGAGCCGUAUCCUCGUCCAGAAGACCUGCUGACAGGCUCAGAACCCACUGACCAGUCAUCCAUGACUGUCCAGAGAGAGUACGGUUUCUGGUGCCCCAGGGAGCUCAAGGUGGACCCAGACCUGGGUUACGCAUUCAUGGGCCGGAAGGACUGUUCUGCCCCAUGCCCCUCAAUGUACUUCAACCACCAGGAGCUGACCUUCAUCCGCUACUUCAUAGGAGUUGUGUCCAUUGUCUGCCUGUCCGCGACACUCUUCACCUUCCUGACGUUUCUCAUUGAUGUUACCAGGUUUCGAUACCCUGAGCGGCCAAUAAUCUUCUACGCUGUGUGUUAUGUGAUGGUGUCACUGGUUUUCUUUCUGGGGUUCCUGCUGGAAGACAGGGUAGCUUGCAACGCAGUCAGCCCUUCCCAGUUCAGAGCUUCAACCAUAACACAGGGCUCACACAACAAGAUAUGCACACUGUUCUUCAUGGUCCUGUAUUUCUUCACCAUGGCUGGCAGCGUGUGGUGGGUCAUAUUGACGAUCACUUGGUUUCUGGCCGCCGUGCCUAAAUGGGGCAGCGAGGCCAUUGAGAAGAAAGCCCUCCUCUUCCAUGCUGUUGCCUGGGGGCUCCCAGGGGCCCUGACUGUCACCCUGUUGGCCCUAAACAAAAUUGAAGGAGAUGGGAUCAGUGGAGUGUGUUUCAUAGGGCUGUAUGACAUAGAUGCCCUGAGGUGGUUUGUUCUGGCACCACUCUGCCUCAACGUGGCGGUGGGUGUCGCUCUCCUGUUAGUGGGCAUUGUGGCUCUGAACCGGGUGCGCAUGGAGAUCCCUCUGGAGAAGGAGAACCAGACCAAACUAGUCAAGUUCAUGAUCCGAAUGGGAGUGUUCUCCGUGCUCUACCUGGUCCCCUUGUUGACUGUGAUUGGGUGCUACCUGUACGAACACACCUACCGCAGUAUUUGGGAGACGACGUGGAUGCAGGAGAACUGCAGGCGCUAUCACAUCCCCUGCCCAUUUAAGGUGGAGCAGACCAACCGGCCAGCCAUGGUUUUGUUCCUGAUUAAAUAUCUGAUGAUGCUGGUGGUGGGGAUCCCCUCUGUUUUCUGGGUGGGCAGCAAGAAGACCUGUUUUGAAUGGGCCAGCUUCCUGCAUGGCCGCAGACGCAAAGACAGUGGGGUGAACGAGUCUCGUCAGGUGCUACAAGAGCAGCCAGACUUUGCCCAGUCUCUGCUGCGUGAACCCAACACCCCCAUCAUUAGGAAGUCCAGAGGAACAUCCACUCAGGGAACCUCUACCCACGCCUCUUCCACCCACUUGGCUGUCGUGGACGACCUCGACGAACCAGUCAGAACUCACCAUGGCCACCCCGCCUCCACCAGGAGUAAGGCCAGCAGCGUCCACAGCAAGACCAGCUAUCAUGGCAGCCUGCGCCGCACUCGUGAUGACAGGAGUGAUACUAUGGUUUACCGAGGUACCGAGGAGCGCAGCUUCCAUGGCAGCAUGCCACGUCUCGACCACCCGCUCUCCACUCACAGCAGCCUCCAUCAGAUAGACAGCCACUCGAGGCCUGGCAGCCAGCGAGACGUAUCCGAGGCCCCACCUACCCUCAUCACCCACGGAACAUCGGCAAGCAACAGCCAAGCUGCUGAGAACGAAGCCACCAGCGCCUAGAAAGAGCCGCAAAGUUUAUCAGAAAUGACUGUAAUGAUGCUGCGAUGCCUUGGCAAACACACACCUGUCUGUAUAGUGUUAUCCUCUACAAAGAUGGAGAAUGUACCAGUGAGUGCUAUAGUGGUGAUUUUUGGCGUUAGUUCCUUGCUGAUCAUUUGUUAGCAGUGUGGCUAAUGGCUGACACAGAUCUGUCAGUGAACUUUGCUGAUCCCUCCUAGAUUCAGUGAAGAGUCACUGCAAGCUGGACAAGUUGUUUACCUAAUUAUGCGAAUUUACACAGCAGAAGACUCCUGAAUGCUUGACUCAAACCAGCUGAGCCAACAAGAAUAAAUCCAUCUCAGACGUUUGGUGACGUUAGUGAUGCUGACAUUAUUCAGGGAUCAUUUUGUUUGUGUCCAGGUAAACCAGAGCUAGCGCUGGAUAGGAAACACCGAAAAAAAGGAAAGAAGUCAUCAUACUUUAUGGACAACAACACUUAGAUAAAUUCAAAGUGUUUUCCUGGAGGUGUAGGAUUAGAUCCUGGACACCAGUUUGGUCUUGAGAGCAGCAUGAGCAGUCUUAUGGUGGCAUUGGAUGACACACAUGAAUAUUAUUAAAUAUGUGAACACUGCCGAGUAUUGCUUUUGUAACAAUCUUAAAUGGUUUCUCCACUCUCUGUCUUCACUGAGACUUUAUUCACAAUCUGUUUGUUCUGGACUGCAGCUCUUAAUGAAUGAUGUUUAUCUUUGUUCAGAGACCGACAAAUAUGGGCUUAAUGUGAAAUUGUGGACCUCUCUGUGGUUUAGUGAAAUAUUUUUAUACUGUGAAAAUUGUCUGUCUGCUGCUGAAAGCCUCAUUUUCUGUGUGUGUAUGUGUGUGAGAGAGAGAGAAUGAGUGAGUGAGAAAUAGAGACACAGACAUGACUGUAGUCAUAUUUGUUUUAAACUUCAAUUCUCCCCUCCAUUUGUGAACAACGCAAGCAUGAUGGGAGCUGAAAGAUGAUGUAUAAGCCAGAAUGUAAAACGCCUGUUUCAGAGUCAGAAAGAUGGAGAUAUAAUACGGACAUUGUCGGGUGAAAUGAGCUGGAAAAAUGUGUGUGCACUUAGACACAUUUAUUCUAGCUCGAACUGCUUUUCGACCUCCCGAAAUCAUUUUAGCACUGACAGAGGCAUUAGUUUGAUACAGAGAGAAAAGGCAGCUUUAGAAACAAGGGCGGGUGUUUACUCAGCCAGUUACAUGUUCGGUCAGUUAUCAGCCAACCAAUCUGUGUCAUAGAAUCCAAAAAAUAAACAGCAUAGGAGCACUGAUAAAUGUUGAUAACCAGAGCAUUGUAACCCAAAUUCAGGUACAUAGCUAUCACUGCAUUGAAGCCUUGCUGCUGCAUAGACUGGGUUACAAUUUAAAAAUGAAAACUUGUAACAGUGCUCCUAUUCUGAAAUAUGUCGCGUACACAAGGCUGAAUGGUUGUUUCUUGAGGGGAAGUGCUUUUUUUUUUUUCUAAUGUAAUUGUGACCACUGUACUUGAUAUGUACCUAAACAGCUACUCUACAUGCUCUUUGCUCAUGUUUGUUUAUUGUGCUGUUCAGACCUAGAACUCUAAAUUACCCAAAGAGGUGCAGACAAUUGGCAGUGAGACUGUAGAAAAACUAAUGUUUGCUGAUUGUGCAUUGCUACAUUUUCUCUAACAACAUUGUUUUAUGUUUAAGUAAAGGAUACAGGAAGUGUGUAUUGUAACAGGUUUUUUUCUAUAGUUUGUGCUUUGUACCCAAUCCCUGAAGACCCAAUUAACCUACCUCACCUGCACCCUUAGCCUCCUCUGUAUCUACACACACUCACACACACACACACACACACACACACACACUACUGGGUGCUUUUUGUAAAGAAAAACGGUCAUAAACAAAAUCAAGUAAAACAUACCUUAAUUGACUUUAUUGAGUUAAAAUGUCAAGCAUGCACACACAGACCUUACAUAACAGUAGGAUAUCCGUGGCUGUCCGUCUAUCCUUCCCGCAGUUAGCUUUGUGUUUUUCUAGUCUACCUCUUGAGUUCAGAUGUACCUAAUUAACUCUCUGCCUUUCACUGCUGCCUCUCUGUCUACACCUGUGUUAUAUUUCUCACCAUGACCACCUCCUUACUGUCAACUUGUCUGCCUACAUAUCUGUUGUAAAUAGAUUUUCCAUCCUAUCUGAUGACUAAUCUGCCUCACAUCUGCCUUCUGCCUCUCCUCCUGUAAAUGUGCCCACGCUGAUCUUUUUUUGGACCUACAGCAACUGUCUGUUCUGUACUCUGUACAAUUCGCGACUUCUUACAAACAUUAACCGUUGUGCUUUUACCUCUGAAUCUGACAUUACAAUGAGAGAUGCGCUAAACACUGUCAUUGAUCUCUCCUUUUCAGCUGUUAAAUAUCUCAUUCUUGUUAGUUCACCUAAGUCUGUAAUGAUUAGUAUUAGUCCCCCACAGUGAGACAUGAGGAAGAAGGUUUCUGAUUUCAUACUGUGUUACAGCUUCAGAGUGAACAGCAGUAGCUUGAAAAUAUGCCACAUUAUUAAUGAUGGUUCAAAAAUAUAAUAUUGUGAAUUCUGAAACUUGAGUUGUAUUUGCCUUUUAAUUUAUUUGCAGUUUGGAACUGUAAUUAUUUCUUUUACAUGCAGUCUAAUAAACUUUUUACAGACUUCG
Messenger RNA from Dicentrarchus labrax (European seabass), 5592 nucleotides. Its product is annotated as frizzled-3. Gene Ontology annotation, molecular function: Wnt-protein binding; Wnt receptor activity. The coding region runs from base 688 to 2934 and encodes 748 amino acids. The record is from RefSeq and is a predicted model, not a curated record. Gene Ontology annotation, biological process: canonical Wnt signaling pathway; non-canonical Wnt signaling pathway. NCBI's taxonomy places the organism in Eukaryota, Metazoa, Chordata, Actinopteri, Moronidae. The transcript is spliced from 11 exons. Gene Ontology annotation, cellular component: plasma membrane.